AUGGCCGACAGAAACAGCAGGUUAAGUGCUAAGAAGAAAGAGAAGAAGGUGGAAAACAAAACCAGCGAUGAGAAGGACAAAGGAAAUGGGAAGGAAAAAAGUGCGAAAAGGCCUGAGAAAGUUUUGAAGAAGCCGGAGAACACCCCCGAGCAGCCGACGGCGGAAGACGAGAAGAGGAAUGGGGAAAGCGCAGGGGCCUCAGGAGCGGAGGUGGCCAACAGUGAGGAAAAAUCAGAGUAUCAGCCUAUAGAGCUGCCGCCGUUUGAGAUUGUCACAGGGGAGCUGAUGAGCCAGUUUUACUUCAAGUUUCAGUUCAGGAACGUGGAGUACUCAUCCGGGAGGAACAAAACCCUCCUGUGCUUCAGAGUGGACACAGCAGGAGGCAGCGUGGACCCUCUGAAAGGUUAUAUGGAGGAUGAACACGCCACCUCUCAUGCUGAAGAAGCCUUCUUUCAGCAGGUGCUCCCGAACGCGUCACAGGAGUAUGAUGUUACAUGGUAUGUAUCAUCCAGUCCCUGCUUGGAUUGUGCAGCUAAGCUGGCCACCGUCCUUCAGCAGCGCAAAAAGCUGCGCCUCUGCAUAUUCUGUUCCCGUCUCUUUGAGUGGGAGGAGCCCGAGAUAGUAGAGGGGCUCCGAGCUCUGGUGAGAGCUGGCUGCAAACUGCGGAUGAUGAAGCCGUCCGACUUUGUGCACGUUUGGGAGACGUACGUGGACAAAGAUGAGGAGAGCUUUACACCCUGGGAGGACUGUCAGGAGAACUAUGAGUACUAUGUGGACAAACUGGCUGACAUCCUCAAGUAG
This is a messenger RNA of Limanda limanda (common dab), 801 nucleotides long. It is a transcript of the gene apobec2b, whose product is annotated as apolipoprotein B mRNA editing enzyme, catalytic polypeptide-like 2b. The record is from RefSeq and is a predicted model, not a curated record. Gene Ontology annotation, molecular function: cytidine deaminase activity; RNA binding. Gene Ontology annotation, cellular component: cytoplasm; nucleus. The transcript is spliced from 3 exons. Lineage: Eukaryota; Metazoa; Chordata; Actinopteri; Pleuronectiformes; Pleuronectidae. Bases 1 to 801 code for a protein of 266 amino acids. Gene Ontology annotation, biological process: cytidine to uridine editing.